Messenger RNA from Dichotomopilus funicola, 3102 nucleotides. RefSeq lists its product as uncharacterized. Bases 1 to 3102 code for a protein of 1033 amino acids. The record is from RefSeq and is a predicted model, not a curated record. The transcript has 4 exons. NCBI's taxonomy places the organism in Eukaryota, Fungi, Ascomycota, Sordariomycetes, Sordariales, Chaetomiaceae.
AUGUCGGCUUCAACAUCUUCGAGAGAGAAAGGGACACGUCAAAGGCUCCGCGAGGGCCUCGGUCGACUGCGAUCGAAAUUUCGACCGCAUGCCAAAGAUUCUACAGGGAAACCGACUUCGGUGCUAAGUAGUAGCCCGAAGCCGGAUUUUGAGCAUUCUUCGCCCUCUAUUGGUCCGGAACCGGUUGUGCGGCAAGAUGACGCCCCCAAGCAAUCCGAUGGCCCAGUGGCCCUUCCCCCCGGCAUCGAGGACGGAAAAGCCGUGUUCGAAAGCGCUUUGGAAAAGGAUAGCUCCUUGGGUGAAGCAGAGACAACCAACCCCUCACCACCAUCCGAUCUAUGGAGCGCAGCAUACCGCGAGGCAGUGGAGCUUAUCGGGAAAGACAUCGACAUUACCAUUUUGCAGGGCGAAAGCAUCGCCCAGCUGUUCGAGAAGUUGGAGCAACUCGACAAGGACGCUACUCAGGAGUCUGCAUUUGUGCGGGGGGUUAGAUACCUAAGGACCCUCCAGGUACCGUUGGAGACAUUCAAGCUAGGGCUUGACCUGGCCAGCCCUUUGACUUCUCUCGAGCCGACCGCUGCUACGGUUACUGGAUUUGUGAAAAGUGUUACUACGAUUGCCAUCAGCGUUUCGACGGCAGACCGUCGGUUUGGAGAGCAGAUUGGGCAGCUGCUACAGCAGCUUUCGUACAUUGACGAUUGUGAUACCCUCGGCCAAAAGACGGGCAAAAAGGAUAUCCACAAGGCACUUGUCUCGGUGUAUCAAAAACUUCUCGAGUUCUAUCACGCCGCGUUACAGAUCCUGUCCAAAAAGGGAGCCAAACUCGUCAUGAAAAUCGUUCUCGAAAACGGGAAAUUACCCGCCAUUGUCCAAGACUUUCUUCAACACGCCCAGCAGCUUCAAAAGCUGGUGGAGAAGGCAACGUUGGAGAUUGUCGAGGACAUCAAGAACAUGCUUUACGACCACAGGAUCAACACCUGGCUAGGAGUCAGCGACCAGAUAAAACGCCAAGGCCAGUACCACGACAGCCUACAAUACCUCCGCUCCAAUGAAGCCUGUGAGUUCCUGCUCGCCAAUCCCCGGUUCAUCGACUGGUAUUACCACGGCGCCGGUUCCCAACAGCUGGUGAUUCUCGGCGACGUCGGCUCCGGCAAGACAGUCGCCAUGUCCUACCUGAUUGAUAUGCUCGGCGAGCAGAACAAGCACCAAUUGCCCUUGCCCAAGCUGUGCUACUACUACUGCCGGGACGAUGGCACGGGUACGGCAGCGCAUAUCUUGUCUGCUUUGACGCUCUCGCUUCUGGUCCAGCUUCCUGGGUUGAAAAAGGGGUUCGUGGAAUGGUACCAGGAGGCUUUGGCGUCUGGGAUUGAUCCGGCUACGAAUGUCAAGGUGCUGGAGCAGUGGUUGCGUGGCACCCUCAUGACUCUGGAUCGCCCGAUUAUCUUUGCCAUUGAUGGAUUGGACGAAUGCGAUAAACGAUCUCGAAGCCGUUUGCUUCAGUCGUUGGGGGAGCUUUCACUGGCAACACCACGGUUCAAAGUUCUCGUUUCUUCGCGGGCAGAAGAGGAAAUUACCAGGCAACUGAAGGGAAUGAGCACCAUCACCUUGGUCCCAGAUGUUAUGCGGGAUGCUCUGAUUGUGGAGAGAACCGUCGAUUCCCAGUUAUCAGAUCUGCCGGAAGAUGUUAAAGGUCUCGUCACGGGGACACUGUCCAGGUUGGCACAGGGGAGCGCGAUAUGGACGAAAAUGACGGUUGAACUGAUCGAGAUCCGCCAAAUCAACGCGUUUAAUGCCAUGCGAGACUUUCUCAAACAGUUACCGCAACCCAGGCAGUUGUCAGACUUAUAUUCCCACCUCUUAAUGCGGUAUACCAUGGGCGACCCGGAAAACAGGAGACUGGCCACGACAGCCUUGGAGGUGCUCGCUGUCUCGAAAAGACCGCUCAGCUUAUUGGAGCUUGGAUGGGCGGUGGCUUUGGGAGUAACCCGGAAUCCGGUCGGCUCGGUCGAGGGGCUUGCCAGGCUAGUCGAUCACAUGAGAGUCAUCAAGUUGAUCCGACCCUUUGUUGCUCGUAUCGACACCGGGGACAACAAAAAAUACCAGGUCAAACUCGUCCACCAGUCUGUCAAAGAGUUCAUCCUUACGGAAUUAGUCACCGCGGGAUCAUCAACUUCCACACACCAGGCCGAACACCCACCACCACCCCCCGCUGAGUACCCAGAGGCUACCAUGCUCAAUAUCUGCCUCCAAUACCUGCUUCUAAACGAAAUCAACACCAUCGAUUUCUUCUCCCCCGAACUCCUCGCCAUCCACGAGCUACCCUUCGACGUCGACGUCUUCACCGCGUCCCACUGGCCUACCUACGACGCCCAAACCACAUGGGACGAAUUGGAGCAGGACAUGCUUCACUACGACCCGAACGAACGCGGGUUUGGCGAGUUCUUCGUCUACGCUUCGUGUUACUGGGUCGACCAUUUCGGUGCGGUGUCUGCUGCAUCCCUUCUGCCGGCACUGGGUGACAUUGAACGGGUUUGCCAGGCUGGUUCGAAACGGUUGGCGAACUGGAUGGCACAGAAUCAACGCCCGUCGUGUACCAUCCUAGCGCGAUAUCCGUUUAAUCCGGACUUGCAUGAUCCUUUGAGUGUCACGGCGUUGUUGGGGUCCGAGGCGAUGUUGCGGCGGAUGCUGGCGGAGUCGGAUUUCUCCGACCGUAGCCGGUUUCGCUCUCUGUCGGGUGCGGGUGCGGCAGAGCAAGUGCUACGGGAUUCGGGGGAGUUGUCCCGGGUUCGGCUGAUUUGGGAUAGUGGUGUUGGCAUGCAGAUUCGGACCGGGGAGUUUAUACAGCUUGCGGUGGAACAGUGGUCGUUUGGGCCUUUUGGUAGGGAACGUGGUGAUUGGGAGGUGGUGUUUGGGCUUGUGAAUGACAUGUUGGAGGAGAUGGUACGUGAUGGUUGGCCUGAGGUGUUUGUCAGCCUUGCUGUCAGGACGAGGUGUACUCCCAUGCUCCAGGUGUUGAAGGAGGCGGCUCAGAAACACCCCGGGUUUGCUUCCGCGGUUGACAAGUCCGGUACACUUGGAGGGUCAAAUAUAUCAGCAGAAUAG